This is a messenger RNA of Polyodon spathula (Mississippi paddlefish), 1944 nucleotides long. RefSeq names its product probable ubiquitin carboxyl-terminal hydrolase MINDY-4. Gene Ontology annotation, biological process: protein K48-linked deubiquitination. Lineage: Eukaryota; Metazoa; Chordata; Actinopteri; Acipenseriformes; Polyodontidae. The transcript is spliced from 17 exons. Gene Ontology annotation, molecular function: protein binding; cysteine-type deubiquitinase activity; K48-linked deubiquitinase activity. The coding region runs from base 107 to 1765 and encodes 552 amino acids. The record is from RefSeq and is a predicted model, not a curated record.
AGUACAAAUUAAGCACUAGCGAACCGAAUGCAUACAUUUAACUCAUUAUUUGUGUUUGUUUGUUUUUAAUUUCAGCUAUAUAGGUUGAAUCGGGUGUUAUUCAAAAAUGAAUAACGCUUUAGUAGAAGAGGUGGCUGCAUCUUUAGUAAGGGAAUAUCUCAGUCGAAAGGGUUUAAAAAAGACCAUUGCAACCAUGGAACAAGAACUUCCUCGCACAAAUUCAAGUGUUAACAACAGAAAUGAUCUAAGAAGAGUGCUGAACUUGGAGCCCCUUUACAAAAGGAAUAAGGUCCAGGAAAUUCCAUUGAAAGCUAUGCUAGAGAUUAUAGUAAAGCACUGUAUGGAAACGAAGAAUAUGACUAACAGCAGAACAGAAGAUUGUUUAUUUCAGAAAAACACAGUGCCUACAUCUAGGUCUUCAGUAAUGUCUUCAGUUAGUGUUUGUGAUGUAUCUGAUGAGGAGAAAGGUGGGAGUACCGCAGUAUCAAACCAGAGUAAAACUGAUGUUUACAGAUCUUCUGAUGAUAUUGUGUGUACAUCUUACAAGUUUCUUUCAUACAAAACUUCUCAAAGUAACAGUAAAAUAUCAGCAACUUGUGUCGGAAGCAGCGCUUCAUCUUCAGAAGGGGAGAGAGAUGAUAUCAAAGAUGAGGAGUUUUGUGAACUUAGCAGAGUACCAGUUUUUUCCAGAGCAUCCAGACUCAAUGUAGAUGCACAGCCCAUUGACCUUAACCUUGCAGAAGACCUCAAAAACAUUCUCUUUGGCUCAAGUUUCGCCUGCUUUAAUGAUGAGUGGAAGAUUCAGAGUUUCUCCUUUAAUGAUUUACCAGAUUUAAGAUAUGGCAUUGUGCAAAAGAAGGGUGGCCCUUGUGGAGUACUGGCUUCUGUCCAAGCCUGUGUGUUGCAAAAGCUCCUUUUUGAAGAGAAUACAGAUUUACGACUGGAGCCUUCAAAGUCUAAUAGAAGCAAAAAACUUGCAAUGGCACUAGCCAAAAUUGUAUGGCGUGCAGGAGACAGAAAAAAGGCUGUUGUUGCACUGUCUUCUGGAAGAAAACAGUUCAUUCCAGCAGGAAGAUAUAAAUCAGAUGGAAUUCUUGAAACGAUAAUACUUAACACAGUGAGUAGUCAAGAAGACUUAACGUUGUUUCUGGAGCAGAAUAUUCACCAGUUUGAGUUGGGCCCCUACGGGUGUAUUUUACUCACUCUGUCUGCAAUUCUGUCACGAUCUACAGACCUGGUCAUAAAAGAUUUUGAUGUGCCUACAAAUUCACUAAUUGGGGCUCAUGGAUACUGCACACAGGAACUUGUAAACCUUCUGCUUACUGGAAGAGCAGUGUCAAAUGUGUUUAAUGAUGUACUAGAGUUAGAUUCUGGGAAUGGAAAUAGCACUGUCUUAAAUGGAAUUACAGGAAGAAGUGAUAUUGGAUUACUUUCACUUUUUGAACAUUAUAAUCUAUGCAAGGUUGGCUCAUAUCUGAAGACUCCCAAGUACCCAAUCUGGGUGAUCUGUAGUGAAAGCCACUUCAGUGUGCUCUUCUGUGUGCGAAAGGAAUUAAUGAAUGACUGGAGGAUGGAGAGACGGUUUGACCUGUAUUACUAUGAUGGACUAGCUAAUCAGCAGGAGGAAAUUCGACUGACUGUCGAUACUUCUCAAAACUGCGUUCCUGAUGCAGAAAAUGACAUAAUUCCUCCUAUUGAACACUGUAUUAGGACCAAAUGGAAAGGUGCCAUGGUUGAUUGGAAUGGUGCAGAGCCAUUGCUUUGAUCUGCGUGUGUGCCCCAAACAACUCCUUGUAGUUAUAUACAGUUAAGUUACAAUUUGCAUAAGAUACUAAAGGUACACAAUGUGUAGAUGAAAUGUAUUUUUGUGGAAGUUAAACCACUAUACUUGUCAGUCAUAUUGUCAGUGUUGUUGGACAUUAAUUAUUUGCCAUAGAUGUAUAA